AUGGAGUCCCAAGAAUCUCAACUUCACUUUGUGUUAUUUCCACUUAUGUCCCCAGGUCACAUGCUUCCUAUGAUAGACAUAGCAACAACAUUAGCACAACAAAACAACAUCAUCGUCACCAUUGUCACUACUCCACACAACGCUUCUCGUUUGUCACUAUCUUCUCACAAAAUUCGAUUACUUCAACUUCAAUUCCCAUCUCAAGAUGCAGGCUUUCCAGAAGGGUGUGAGAAUUUCGAUAUGCUUCCAUCCAUGUCAAUGGCCUACACUUUCUUCGCCGCGGCGAAUACCCUUCUUCAAGAACAAGCAGAACGAGCUUUUGAAACGCUAACACCAAAGCCAAAUUGUAUAAUCUCUGAUGUUGGUUUUUAUUAUACUUCUCAAAUUGCGAACAAGUUUGGAAUUCCAAGAAUUUCAUUUUAUGGUGUUAGUUGCUUUUGUCUUGUUUGGCAACAAAAAGUGAUUAUCUCUAAUGUUAUGGAGAAAAUAGCAAAAGAUUCUGAGUAUUUUCUAAUACCUGAUAUCCCUCACAAAAUUCAGAUCACAAAAGCACAACCGCCGUCGACGUCGAACGAUGGAAAUUGGAAGGAAUUUCUUGUUAAAAUGGCUGCAGCUGACAUGGCUUCUUAUGGUCUUAUUGUGAAUUCUUUUGAGGAACUGGAACCUGAAUAUGCAAGUGAUUUGAAGAAAUCUAGGAAUGGUAAAGUUUGGUGUGUUGGUCCUGUUUCACUUAGAAACAAGAAUCACUUAGAUAUAGCACAAAGAGGGAAAAACAACAAAGUAGCUUCUUCAAUUGAUGUUGAAAAUUGCUUAAACUGGCUUGAUUUGCAAGAAUCGAAUUCGGUUAUCUAUAUAUGCUUAGGAAGUAUAUGUAAUUUAACUUCUCUGCAGUUCAUAGAGAUUGGUAUGGCAUUGGAAGCAUGUGAAAGGCCAUUCAUUUGGGUUAUUAGGGAGAGAAACCAAACAGAAGAGUUGAAUAAUUGGAUCAAGGAAUCGAGUUUCGAGGAAAGGACUAAGGAGAAAGGCUUUUUGAUAAAAGGUUGGGCUCCUCAAGUAUUGAUACUGUCGCAUUGUGCGAUUGGAGGAUUCUUAACGCAUUGUGGUUGGAAUUCGACGUUGGAAGCAAUAUGUGCUGGUGUGCCAAUGAUUACGUGGCCGUUAUUUGGUGAUCAGUUUUUCAAUGAGAGGUUUGUUGUGGAAGUGUUAAGAGUCGGCGUGAUGGUUGGAGCGGAGAGUCCUGUGAAUUGGGGAGAGGAAGAGAAUGUUGGCGUGUUGGUGAAGAAAGAAGAUGUUGAGAAGGCUAUAGAGAAAUUGAUGGACGACGCGAGUUGUGAAAAGGAAGAGAGAAGAAAAAGGGCUAAAGAGCUUGCAGAGAUGGCUAAGAGAUGUGUAGGAGAAGGAGGAUCUUCUCAGUUGAAUGUUACUCUAUUGAUUCAAGAUAUUCUUCAACUCUCAACAAAAUAG
Molecule: messenger RNA, 1464 nt
Organism: Lathyrus sativus (Indian pea)
Lineage: Eukaryota; Viridiplantae; Streptophyta; Magnoliopsida; Fabales; Fabaceae
Source: the annotation of a GenBank genome assembly